CCGGGCCCCGCCGCCGCCGCCGACCCCGCCCGCGGCGCCUCCCGGACCCCCGAGGCCCGGCCGCCGGGGGAGGCCCGGGGCGAGCGCGGCGCAUCCGAGGACAGUGACGUCCACGUGGCCAGCGAGGAGGACGAGCGCCAGGAGCCGCUGCUCCCCGCCGCCCGCGACCCCCGGGAGCCCGAGCCCUGCUGCUACAUCUGCGGGUCGCCGCUGUCGCCGGCCACGCGGCGCCGGGUGCACGUGCAGAAGCAGGAGUCGCCGGCGCGCGCGCCCUUCUUCCCCUUCCUGUGCCUGCACAGCCCCCCGCCCGGCGCGCAGCCCAUCUCGGCCGAGGGCAGCACGCUGGUGUGCGCCCGCUGCUUCGCCUCCCUCAGCCAGCAGUGGCAGAGCUUCGAGCUGGCCAGCGUGCCCGUCCUGCAGCGCCUCUACGUGGUGCCCCUCGGCAGCCCCGCGCCCGGCCCCGCCGCGCAGGGCGCGCGCGCCCCCCGCGCCGAGGGCCCGGCGCCCGAGGCCUGCUACCUCUGCGGCGAGGACUGCACCCCCGACGCCCGCGCCGUGGCCUCCCGGAUCGCCAACGGCCACGGGCCCCGGGCCGCCAUGCACUUCCCCUUCCUCAGCCUGCUGCCCUGCCCGCCCAACGCGCGCGGCCCCAACCAGCGCUGCGAGGUGCGCAGCUGCCCCAAGUGCUUCAGCGUGCUGGAGGACGUGUGGGCGCUGUACCGCGCGUGCCGCCGCGAGGAGCUCAUCACCUCGGCGCAGGCCUUCCUGGGCCGCUACCACCAGGCCUUCUCCGCCUGCGACCCCGACCCCGCGCCCGCGCGCGGCAGCCCCGCGCCCGCCUGCUACGUGUGCGGCGCCGAGCUGGGGCCGGGCCGCGAGUUCCAGCUCAGCGUGAACCCCUCGGGCCGCGCGGGCGAGCGGGAGCCCUUCUUCCCCUUCCUGACCGUGUACCCGCCCGCGCCCCGCGCGCGGCCCGCCGAUGGCACCGGCCUGGUGGCCACCUGCGUGCUCUGCUUCCACGACCUGCUGGGCCAGUGGCUGCGGCACGAGGACCGCGACUCGCAGCCGGCCACCAGCGCCUGGGCGCGGCACUACCAGGUGGACACCUUCGUCUGCUUCUUCUGCCGGCAGGAGAAGCGGCGCUGCCUGGGGCUGCGGGCCGUGCGCGUGGCGCGCCUGCCGCUCUUCCUCUACACGCUCCGCGCGCGCCGCAGCCUGCUGGUGGACGACGGGCGGCAGCUCAUCAUCGGCGCCUGCGUGGACUGCGGCACCCUGGUGUGCGCCGGCCAAGGGCCCGGCCCCCCGCCUUCCCUGGGCUGGAGCCCCCCCGCGCCCGCCGCGGCGGCCCAGGUGCCCUCUGUGUCUCUCGAGCCCGCGGCCGCGGCCCACCCUCCCGCCCGUGAACCUGCACCCCGGCCGGAGGCCCCCGCCGAGAGCCUGCCCCGCGCACCCCCCGCGGCACCGGAGCCGGCCCCGCCUCGAGCUCAGCCGAGCAGCACGGACGCGGCCGGGCCCGACGUCGGCGGCACAGGCAUGAGCCAUGAGCCCAAGUCCCCCUCACUAGGGAUGCUCUCGACCGCCACCCGGACCACCGCCGCCGUCAGCCCCCUCGCCCCCUCGCCGCUCAAUGGCGCGCUGGUGCCCAGCGGCAGCCCGGCCAGCAGCUGCGCCCUCUCCCAGGCCGCGCCCUCCUCCAGCUUCGCCGCCGCCCUGCGCAAGCUCGCCAAGCAGGCCGAGGAGCCCCGAGGGUCGUCACUGAGCAGCGAGUCGUCCCCCGUGUCGUCCCCGGCCACCAACCACAGCUCUCCGGCCAGCACGCCCAAGCGCGCACCCAUGGGCCCCAUCAUCGUGCCCCCCGGGGGCCACAGCGUCCCCAGCACGCCCCCCGUGGUCACCAUCGCCCCGACCAAGACCGUCAACGGCGUGUGGCGGAGCGAGAGCCGGCAGGAUGCGGCCUCUCGGGGCAGCAGCAGUGCUCGCGAGCGCCUCAUCGUGGAGCCGCCCCUGCCCCAGGAGAAGGCGGGCGCCCCGGCCAUCCCCCCACACCUGCUCGGCACCCCCUACCCCUUCGGCCUGUCCCCCAGCUCUGUGGUGCCCGACGCCCGCUUCCCUCCGCUCAGCCUGCAGCGCCCGGUGCCCCACGUGGUCCCGCCCAGCACCGUGACGGAGGACUACCUGCGCAGCUUCCGGCCCUACCACGCCGCCGAGGACCUGCGGGUGUCCUCGCUGCCGCCCCUGGGCCUGGACCCGGCCGCCUACUACCACCCCGGCUACCUGGCGCCUCACCCCUUCCCACACCCGGCCUUCAGGGUGGAGGACUCCUACUGCCUGUCGGCCCUGCGCUCCCCCUUCUACCCCGUUCCCGCGCCAGGCUCCCUGCCCCCCCUGCACCCGUCGGCCAUGCACCUGCACCUGUCGGGGCUGCGCUACCCCCCCGAGCUGGCCCACUCGUCCCUGGCGGCGCUGCACUCGGAGCGCAUGUCCACCCUCAGCACUGAGAGGCUGCAGCUGGACGAGGAGCUGAGGCGGGAGCGCGAGCGAGAAGCCGACCGGGAGCGCGAGCGGGAGAAGGAGCGGGAGCGCGAGCGCGAGAAGGAGCGUGAGCGCGAGAAGGAGCGCGAGCGGGAGCGGGAGAAGGAGCUGGAGCGGGAGCGCGAGCGGGAGCGCGCCCGGGAGAAGGAGCUGCUGGUGGCCAAGGCCCUGGAGCCCACCUUCCUGCCCGCGGCCGAGCUGCACGGGCUCCGCCACGCCGCCGAGGAGCGCGCCAAGCCGGCCGAGCGCCUGACGCCCACGCGAGCAGAGAAGCUGAAGGAGGUGGGCCUGGCGGUGCCCAAGGCGGGGCCGCAGCCCCUGCACCCGCUGCCCGCCCCGCACCAUGCGGUGCCUGGGCUGCUGUCGGGCCACGGGCUCUUCUCGCUGCCGGCCAGCAGCGCGGCCGCGGCCCUGCUCAUCCAGCGCACCAACGAGGAGGAGAAGUGGCUGGCGCGGCAGCGGCGGCUGCGGCAGGAGAAGGAGGACCGGCAGACGCAGGUGUCCGAGUUCCGCCAGCAGGUCCUGGAGCAGCACCUGGACAUGGGCCGCCCACCGCCGCCCGCCGAGGCCGAGCACAGGCCCGAGAGCACCAGGUCCAUGUCCGGCCGCCAGGAGCCGAGCAGCCGGGACCCCCCGCAGCAUUUCGGGGGCCCCCCACCCCUCAUCUCGCCGAAGCCUCAGCACCACCCCGUGGCCACGGCCCUCUGGAACCCCGUGUCGCUGAUGGACAGUGCUCUGGAGCCCCGGCGCGGCCCCGACAGUCACGCCCUGCCCGGCCGGCCCGCCGCCCUGCCGCUGGUGAAGGCGGAGCGUGUGCACGGCCCCGAGAAGGCCGACGAGGGGCUCCGGAAGCGCGAAGUUGCCCCCACGGACAAGUUCCUGCCCCCUGCCCGCGAGGCCGGGCCCCUCGAGCACGCGGCCUUCCCGCCCGGCCCGGGGCCCUUCCUGGCGGAGCUGGAGAAACCCGCGCAGACCCUGCUGGGCUCCCCGCGGGCCGCCCUCCCCCAGCCCGGCUCCCCGUACCGGCCCGCCCUGCCCGCCCUGCCCGCUGUGCCCCGGCCCCCCGACCCCGCCUACGUCUAUGACGAGUUUCUGCAGCAGCGCCGGCGCCUGGUCAGCAAGCUGGACCUGGAGGAGCGGCGGCGGCGCGAGGCCCGGGAGAAAGGCUACUUCUACGACCUGGACGACUCGUAUGACGAGAGCGACGAGGAGGAGGUCCGCGUGCACCUGCGCUGCGUGGCCGAGCAGCCGCCCCUCAAGCUGGACACGUCCUCGGAGAAGCUGGAGUUCCUGCAGCUCUUCGGCCUGACCACGCAGCAGCAGAAGGAGCAGCUGCUGAGCCAGAAGCGGCGCAAGCGGCGGCGGCUGCUUCGGGAACGGAGCCCCUCGCCCCCCGCCGCCAGGUGCCGGCGCCAGACGCCCUCGCCGCGGCCCGUGCUCUGCACCCGCUACAGCCCCGACGACAUGAACAACGGGCCCAACUUCGAGGAGAAGAAGAAGUUCCUGGCGGCCUUCAGCCUGACCCACAUCAGCGCCGAGAAGAGGAAAGACAAGGAGAGGCUGGAGGAGACGCUGCGGGCCCUGAAGCAGAAGGCACUGUCCGCGGCCCUGGACUCGCUCCGGAGCUCCCCGCGGGACCGCGCCGCCUCCCUGAGCGAGCCUGCCACACAGCCCGCCUCCAUGGACGCAGAGAAGCCAGGGGCCGCCGCUGCCUCCUUGUCUGACAUUCCCAAGGCCUCGGAGCCCCCGCGAGCCCCGGACCCAGCUCCCGCCAGCGGCGAGAAGAGCAGGAAGGGCCUGAGCCUGCCGCCCGGCCUCCAGGGCACGGCGCCCCACGGCCUCGACGGCAAGACCAAGCCCUGGGCGCCCUUCGUGGCCGAGGAGUUCGCGCACCAGUUCCAUGAGUCGGUGCUGCAGUCCACGCAGAAGGCGCUGCAGAAGCACAAAGGGAACGCGCUGCUGUGUGUGGAGCCGCACAAGGUCGAGACGUCCGUCCACUACAACAUUCCCGAGCUGCAGCCCCCCGGGCGGCUGCCCCUGCCCCUGCACGACGGCCCGCAGGAGCCCGCCGCGCCCAGGAAGGGCCCCCUCGCCCAGGAGGUGGACCCGGACUCGGGGGAGGAGGAGGAGGACGAGGAGGAUGAGGAGGAGGACGAGGAAGGGCCCAGGCCCCGGUGGCAGGGCAUCGAGGCCGUGCUGGAGGCCUACCAGGAGCACCUGGAAGAGCAACAGGUGGAGCGGCAGGUGCUGCGGACCCAGUGCCGGCGGCUGGAGGCGCAGCACUACAGCCUCAGCGUCACGGCCGAGCGGCUGUCGCACAGCAUGGCGGAGCUGAGGAGCCAGAAGCAGAAGGUGGUCUCGGAGCGGGAGCGGCUGCAGGCCGAGCUGGACCACUUACGGAAGUGCCUUGCCUUGCCCGCCACGCACUGGCCGCGGGGUCACUUCAAGGGGUACCCCAGGUGACGGCUCCCCUCGCACUAGGCCCCGCCCAUAGCAUAGAAAUAUUAUCUAUUUUAUUACCUUGAAUAUUUAAUAUUUUUCACUGGGAGGUUUGAAGCUUAAAAGAAUAAAAUAAAACAAGAAUGUGCCAUGCAUGACGCGACAGCCCCAGGUCCCGGCACGGGACCCGCCAGCCACGGGAGCCGCCGCGGGACCCGAGUCUCGGCAGAGGCCGGUUCGCUUCUCCCCGACGCUCUCGCUCGGCCGAGGGACGGCCCUCGCCAACACUAAGGCCUCGCCGCGGUCACUCCGGGGCCGCUUCCUGCCUCCGCGACUCCUGCCCCCGGGCUGGCCGGCCGCUCCCUUCUCAGCGUCCCCUCGGAAGCGCGGCCACACCAGCCGGAAGGCCCAAGCUCUUCCCGGGCCCCGCCCUGCGCCCCCACGCGUCACUCUGAGAAGGGCCGAGGGUGCUUCAGCCUUGUACUGUGUAUAUAGAUUAAAAAACAAAGUUUUGUAUGUUUUUAUUACUUUAAUUAUUGUUAUAAAAAGCCUGCCAUUUUUAAUAUGUGGUGGGGGGUGUUUGUUUUCCUGUUUGGGGGUUUUGUUUUCCCUGUUUGUUUUUGCUUUUCCGGGCAGAAACUUGCUUUAGUGUUUGUACUGCUGCUGGUCAGGACAUUAAAAUAUUGAAAUGUUUUUUAAAGUCCAACGCACUUACCCCGGCGGCGCCCGCUCGACCCUUCCCGCCCGCGCCGCACCCGGGAACUCUGGGUGCCCACUGGGCCCCUCCGGGGGAAGCCGCCUCAGGAGGGCUGGGGCCAGGCCUGCGGAGACUCGAGCCGUGUCCCGGUGGGCGGGGGCACCACCAGGCCGAGGGGACCAGCCCAGGGGCCAAAGGUGGCGUGGAGGCGUCUGGCCGGAGACCAGCCCAGCCGCUGUGCUCGGGGCCCUCGGGCAGCUCUGCGGGGCUGUAUCUGCCCGGUUUGCUCUCGUCAGCAGGGACCUUCCAGUCUCGGCAAACUGACAGGUGCGGCCCGGGCCUGGCGCAGGUGGACUGGCCGCGUGGGGGGGCUGCGGUCAGGGCCCGGGACCCCUGUCCCCCCGCAUGGCCGCCCCAGCUGUCCCCGGCCCUCCUUCAUCAGGGCUUUUGCGAGCUGCCGGGGUGGGAGAGUGUCGAGCAGCUGAGCCCCCUCGCGGCCGUCCUCUUUCCUGUGAGGGAGCGGCUCUGGCCCUGGCCGAAGCUGGUGGUCUUACCCUGCGUGUGGAGACGGGCAGCCGGGCCUCACCUGCGGCCACUGCGCGCCCCCGAAACCAGGCGGUCAGUGGCGAAGCCCAGCAAGGUCCAGUGGGAGGAACCGUUCUUGUUUACGUAAUUCAGAACCAGACCUUAACGCAGCGUCUGACGGGCCAGUCGACCAGGCUGGAGAGGGAAAGGCGUGAGCACGGAGCCCGGGGCGCUCCGGUCAGCAGCUGGCGGGGUCUGCACCUGGCCUGGACCACGCCCAGCACCGCCAGGACCCACCGCCAGGGGGCGCCACCCAGAGACCCGCGGGCGACCCUGCGGGGAAGCUGGCCUGGUCUGCGGAACUCACUGUAUUGUAAUAUUAUUUGUUGAAUGUAGUAAUUAGGUAUUUAUGAAUACAUGGCUGUAAUUUCUGACAACACCCAAAAAAAUAAAAUCCUCCUGAAUCAGA
This is a messenger RNA of Sorex araneus (European shrew), 6662 nucleotides long. RefSeq names its product Gse1 coiled-coil protein (gene GSE1). Bases 598 to 4995 code for a protein of 1465 amino acids. The record is from RefSeq and is a predicted model, not a curated record. Lineage: Eukaryota; Metazoa; Chordata; Mammalia; Eulipotyphla; Soricidae. The transcript has 17 exons.